Messenger RNA from Pongo pygmaeus (Bornean orangutan), 3614 nucleotides. RefSeq names its product leucine rich repeat and fibronectin type III domain containing 1 (gene LRFN1). Bases 485 to 2800 code for a protein of 771 amino acids. Gene Ontology annotation, cellular component: postsynaptic density membrane. NCBI's taxonomy places the organism in Eukaryota, Metazoa, Chordata, Mammalia, Primates, Hominidae. The transcript has 5 exons. Gene Ontology annotation, molecular function: protein binding. The record is from RefSeq and is a predicted model, not a curated record.
CCGCGCGGCCCUGUGUGUGCCCGGUGCCGGCGUGUGCGGCGCCCUGCCCGUGUGGCCAUCGGGUGUGCGCGGGGUGUCGAGCCCGGCCGGCGUGUCCGGCUGUGCGCGCGUGUCCCCCCGAGCGGCCGCCUCUCCGGCUGUGUGUCUGGGCGCUGUCGCGCGCCCAUCGGAGGGGCUGUGUGCAGGUGCUGGCCCAGGCCCUGACUCCCUGAAGAGAGGUGAGUAGAGCCGUAAGGCUUCAGAGAGAGAGAGACAUGUGGGGUGAUGGGGCUUGCUGUCAGCCAGCUGGGGGUCUGGAACCCUGCCUCACAUGGAUUUCAGCUCGGGGGAUGACAGUUUCCUGAAGGACCAGAUGCCUACCACUCUGUCCAAGGCUGGGGAGUGGUGACAAGAUGAAGAAACCGAGAAUCAGAGAGGUUCAGAUACUUGCUGGAGGUCACACAGCUAGUCUCACCUCCCACCCCUCCUGCCUUCCCACUGCACCAUGGCGCCGGGACCCUUCUCCUCGGCCCUCCUCUCGCCGCCGCCCGCUGCCCUGCCCUUUCUGCUGCUGCUCUGGGCGGGGGCAUCUCGUGGCCAGCCCUGCCCCGGCCGCUGCAUCUGCCAGAACGUGGCACCCACACUGACAAUGCUGUGCGCCAAGACCGGCUUGCUCUUUGUGCCGCCCGCCAUCGACCGGCGCGUGGUGGAGCUGCGGCUCACCGACAACUUCAUCGCGGCCGUGCGCCGCCGAGACUUCGCCAACAUGACCAGCCUGGUGCACCUCACUCUCUCCCGGAACACCAUCGGCCAGGUGGCAGCUGGCGCCUUCGCCGACCUGCGUGCCCUCCGGGCCCUGCACCUGGACAGCAACCGCCUGGCGGAGGUGCGCGGCGACCAGCUCCGCGGCCUGGGCAACCUCCGCCACCUGAUCCUUGGAAACAACCAGAUCCGCCGGGUGGAGUCGGCGGCCUUUGACGCCUUCCUGUCCACCGUGGAGGACCUGGAUCUGUCCUACAACAACCUGGAGGCCCUGCCGUGGGAGGCGGUGGGCCAGAUGGUGAACCUAAACACCCUCACGCUGGACCACAACCUCAUCGACCACAUCGCGGAGGGGACCUUCGUGCAGCUUCACAAGCUGGUCCGUCUGGACAUGACCUCCAACCGCCUGCAUAAACUCCCGCCCGACGGGCUCUUCCUGAGGUCGCAGGGCACCGGCCCCAAGCCGCCCACCCCGCUGACCGUCAGCUUCGGCGGCAACCCCCUGCACUGCAACUGCGAGCUGCUCUGGCUGCGGCGGCUGACCCGGGAGGACGACUUAGAGACCUGCGCCACGCCCGAACACCUCACCGACCGCUACUUCUGGUCCAUCCCCGAGGAGGAGUUCCUGUGUGAGCCCCCGCUGAUCACACGGCAGGCGGGGGGCCGGGCCCUGGUGGUGGAAGGCCAGGCAGUGAGCCUGCGCUGCCGAGCGGUGGGUGACCCCGAGCCGGUGGUGCACUGGGUGGCACCUGAUGGGCGGCUGCUGGGGAACUCCAGCCGGACCCGGGUCCGGGGGGACGGGACGCUGGAUGUGACCAUCACCACUUUGAGGGACAGUGGCACCUUCACUUGUAUUGCCUCCAAUGCCGCUGGGGAAGCGACGGCGCCCGUGGAGGUGUGCGUGGUACCUCUGCCUCUGAUGGCACCCCCGCCGGCUGCCCCGCCGCCUCUCACCGAGCCCGGCUCCUCUGACAUCGCCACGCCGGGCAGACCAGGUGCCAACGAUUCUGCGGCUGAGCGUCGGCUCGUGGCAGCCGAGCUCACCUCGAACUCCGUGCUCAUCCGCUGGCCAGCCCAGAGGCCUGUGCCCGGAAUACGCAUGUACCAGGUUCAGUACAACAGUUCCGUUGAUGACUCCCUCGUCUACAGGAUGAUCCCGUCCACCAGUCAGACCUUCCUGGUGAAUGACCUGGCGGCGGGCCGUGCCUACGACUUGUGCGUGCUGGCGGUCUACGACGACGGGGCCACCGCGCUGCCGGCAACGCGAGUGGUGGGCUGUGUGCAGUUCACCACCGCCGGGGAUCCGGCGCCCUGCCGCCCACUGAGGGCCCAUUUCUUGGGCGGCACCAUGAUCAUCGCCAUCGGGGGCGUCAUCGUCGCCUCGGUCCUCGUCUUCAUCGUUCUGCUCAUGAUCCGCUACAAGGUGUACGGCGACGGGGACAGCCGCCGCGUCAAAGGCUCCAGGUCGCCCCCGCGGGUCAGCCACGUGUGCUCGCAGACCAACGGCUCAGGCACAGGCACGGCGCAGGCCCUGGCCCUGCCGGCCCAGGACCGCUACGAGGCGCUGCGCGAGGUGGAGUCCCAGGCUGCCCCCGCCGUCGCCGUCGAGGCCAAGGCCAUGGCGGCCGAGACGGCAUCCGCGGAGCCGGAGGCGGUCCUUGGACAUUCUCUUGGCGGCUCGGCCACCUCGUUGUGCCUGCUGCCAUCCGAGGAAACUUCCGGGGAGGAGUCUCGGGCCGCGGUGGGCCCUCGAAGGAGCCGAUCCGGCGCCCUGGAGCCACCAACUUCGGCGCCCCCUACUCUAGCUCUGGUUCCUGGGGGAGCCGCGGCCCGGCCGAGGCCGCAGCAGCGCUAUUCGUUCGACGGGGACUACGGGGCACUAUUCCAGAGCCACAGUUACCCGCGCCGCGCCCGGCGGACAAAGCGCCACCGGUCCACGCCGCACCUGGACGGGGCUGGAGGGGGCGCGGCCGGGGAGGAUGGAGACCUGGGGCUGGGUUCCGCCAGGGCGCGCCUGGCCUUCACCAGCACCGAGUGGAUGCUGGAGAGUACCGUGUGAGCGGCGGGCGGGCGCCGGGACGCCUGGGUGCGGCAGACCAAACGCCCAGCCGCAAGGACGCUGGGGCGGGACUGGCAGAAAGCGCAGCGGCAAGACAUUGGACCGGAGUGGAGAAGCGCCCUUGUCCCCGGGAGGGGGCGGGGCAGCUUCGGGCUUAGGCUCGAGGCCACGCCCCCGUGCCCAGGGUGGGGUUCGGGGACCGGCUGCCGGCCUCCCUUCCCCUACGGACUCCUCGACCCCCCUCCUACCCCUCCCCCCGCGCGCUCGCGGACCUCGCUGGAGCCGGUGCCUUACACAGCGAAGCGCGGGGAGGGGCAGGGCCCCCCCGAUACUGCAGCACUGAGACACGAGCCCCCUCCCCCAGCCCGUCACCCGGGGCCGGGGCGAGGGGCCUAUUUCUUGUAUCUGGCUGGACUAGAUCCUAUUCUGUCCCGCGGCGGCCUCCAAAGCCUCCCACCCUACCCCAAGCACAUUCCUGGUCCGGUCGGGUCUGGCUUGGGGUCCCCCUUUCUCUGUUUCCCUCGUUUGUCUCUAUCCCGCCCUCUUGUCGUCUCUCUGUAGUGCCUGUCUUUCCCUAUUUGCCUCUCCUUUCUCUCUGUCCUGUCGUCUCUUCUCCCUGGGCCCUCCCUGGUUUUGUCUAGUCUCCCUGUCUCUCCUGAUUUCUUCUCUUUACUCAUUCUCCCGGGCAGGUCCCACUGGAAGGACCAGACUCUCCCAAAUAAAUCCCCACAUGAACAAAAUUCAAAACCAAAUCCCCCUCCCUACCGGAGCCGGGACCCUCCGCCGCAGCAGAAUUAAACUUUUUUCUGUGUCU